GACACGGCGAUGCUGUCAUUGGCUCGCCGGCGCGAGGCAGGCCGAUGACGAUCGCGGCGGUGAUGCCGAGCCGGUAAAAAAAAAAAACCACCCCCCAGGGAGCCGCUGGGAUUGGCUGGCGCCGCCGACCGAGGUGAAGGUCGCCGGCGUUCCGUCCGCUCCGCCGGUUAAGUUCUCCCCUCGUUUCCCCCCUCCGAACGGCACGCCGCGCGCCGCCCUCCUGCCGAUCCUGGGGAAAAAGGGCAGAGCAGCGGUCACCCAUCAACCGCUAUCGCUUCCGCGCUCUCUCCCCCCCUCCGCGCCCCUCCUCCGUCGCAGCCAGACGUCUCGUCGCGCCCAGACGCACCUGCAAGUGGAUGGCGUCCUCGCCCGCCCCGGCAAAGCAGAGGGUCAAGUGGAGGGAGGACCUGCAGCAAUUUCGCCGGAGCCGCUGGAUCUCCAAAAAGGCUCUCCUCGGCUGUGUCCUGGUGCGCCGGGUUCGAGGGUGGGCGUCGCCCGCCGCCAAAGACAGCGUCGACGAUGAGCUAGAGCAGUCCAUGGUCCGCCACCGCCCCGAGGCCUUGGAGCACCUGGAGGCAGAGACCAAGUUCACGAAAAAGGAGCUACAGAUCCUCUACAGAGGCUUCAAAAAUGAAUGUCCGAGUGGGGUUGUAAACGAAGACACCUUUAAAAGUAUCUACGCACAGUUCUUCCCACAGGGAGAUGCAUCGAGGUACGCACACUUUCUCUUCAAUGCGUUUGACACUGAUCACAAUGGCUCUGUGAGUUUUGAGGACUUUGUCAUGGGACUUUCCAUUUUAUUACGGGGAACAGUGCAGGAAAAGCUCAACUGGGCAUUCAAUCUAUAUGACAUUAACAAAGAUGGAUACAUAACUAAAGAGGAAAUGCUGGACAUUAUGAGAGCCAUCUAUGACAUGAUGGGCCGAUGCACGUACCCGAUGCUGAAGGACGAAGCACCCCGGCAGCACGUCGAGCUCUUCUUCCAGAAAAUGGACAAAAAUAAGGACGGAGUGGUGACCAUAGAUGAAUUUAUUGACUGCUGCCAAAACGAUGAAAACAUAAUGAGGUCAAUGCAGCUGUUUGAGAAUGUCUUAUAACUCCGGUCUGCUCUGGAGCCCCUUGAUAACCACUUCCUCGUUCUUCGAUAUGUUCCUCACAGGACCUUCAACUCCGUACUCCAUACAAGAUAUCGACAAUGUGCCGGGGGCACAUUCGGUAGUAUUUUAUGCAAUCUCAACUGGUUUGACUGCUCCCCCUUGAAAAUGCUGUAUACAUUUAUUACAGUAAGCUCCAUUUUAGGCAUUUUGAAGAAAGAUAGAGUUAUUAUAAUAUGUAGUGUAUUUAAAUGUGAAGUCACAAGGAAAUGGUUCGUUUCAGCAUUGAAUUGUUUGCGAUUCAUCCUCCACUUAGCCUGUAAGGCCAUUCAGACAGUAUUUGUGUUUCUUUAUACAAAAAAGCAUUUUGUGUCUGUGAAGCUCUCAACAUAAUACGUACAAAGAAUUCUGUCUUAAGAAGACAUGUUUUCUGUCCCUGGUAAUUACACCUUGCAAGAUUUGAGCUAAAUCCUUCAGGCUCAAAGUGCUGUGUAUAUAUUCCCCUCCUUCUAUAAUGCAGUAACUCUGCCAGUUGUCUGCCUUCAUUUUAUUUGUCAUUGCUCUGUCAUUGAAAAUCUCCCUCUGGCUGCAUUGAUAAGCAAGUGUGUGGCCAGACUUCUUUACUGAAGGUGAUUUAGCCUGUUUCAUUUAGCUGUGAUUAAAAGGGUCACCUCCGUCGCUUAUUGUAUUUGCUGAAAUCCACAAGCAGGACAUGUUUCCAAACCCUAGAGCCGUGGCAAUCCUCCUUGAGUUUGACUGACAAAGACACUGUUUAAGACUUACGCUGUGUAAUAUAAACAUGUACAGAACAUUAUAUAAGAAACGUACGAGUGACUUGAAAGACUGAUAAUUUUUUUGCCAAUUACAAUAACAGGUCAUACAUUACAUCGUGUACCCUUCGUAAGGCCUUCACAAGACAUACAUCACGCCUUCAUGAGCAUGUCAUUCCUAUAUACUUUGUAAAGCAUUCACAUACAACUUCAGUGCUUAUGUGAGCUUAAGUAGAAUGAUAUAGCACAUUUUUGUAAAAAAAAAAAAAAAAAGAAAGAAACUAGGACAUGAACAUGAACGCGCUGUAUCACUAUGAAUGCUUUGCAAUGUAGCCAUGCCAUGCUCCGUUUAUGUUCCUUUAUGCUCACGUUAUGUUGAGUGUGAUCCAAUGUUAUACUAUAGUUCAUAUGUAUUCCCUAUUUGAUUUUCAUGCUGGAUAUUGAAGAGCGUAGUUUCCUGUAGAGGCACACAAACGCUGUAGUAUUUACCUCAAGUAUGCAACUUUGACAUGAUGUCCUACCAUGCAGCUCAAGGAGGUGUUAGCGUUUUUUUACUUGACAUACUGUAUGUGUAUAUUUCUUGUAUGUUUCAUCCAUGGUUUUAAGUGCUAGUUACUAUGUUUUGACUGCAUGGUAAGCAGAACUUGGCCCUUUUGUUUCAUUUGAAUAACUGAUCAUGAUGACAUUGUAUACGCAAAAUUAAA
Megalops cyprinoides (Indo-Pacific tarpon) is the source of this 2568-nucleotide messenger RNA. RefSeq names its product Kv channel-interacting protein 4. The record is from RefSeq and is a predicted model, not a curated record. The transcript is spliced from 9 exons. Gene Ontology annotation, molecular function: potassium channel regulator activity; calcium ion binding. Gene Ontology annotation, biological process: regulation of potassium ion transmembrane transport. Lineage: Eukaryota; Metazoa; Chordata; Actinopteri; Elopiformes; Megalopidae. The coding region runs from base 357 to 1097 and encodes 246 amino acids. Gene Ontology annotation, cellular component: voltage-gated potassium channel complex.